Messenger RNA from Staurois parvus, 576 nucleotides. Lineage: Eukaryota; Metazoa; Chordata; Amphibia; Anura; Ranidae. The record is from the annotation of a GenBank genome assembly.
AUAUCCAGAAAUACACUAUGUUGCCAGAAGUAUUGGCCCCGCCCUCCCAAUCAUGUGAUUCAGGUGUUCCAAUCCCCUCCAUGGACACCGGUGUAUACAAUCAAGCCCCUAGGCAUGCAGACUGCUUCUACAAACAUUGGUGAAAGAAUGGGUCGCUCUCAGGAGCUCAGUGACUCCAAGCGUGGUCCCGUGAUAGGUGGCCACCUGGGCAAUAAGUCCAUCCGUGACAUUUCCUGGCUACUAAAUAUUCCACCAACUGUUAGUGGGAUUAUAACAAAGUGGAAGCAACUGGGAACAACAGCCACUCAGCCACCAAGUGGUAGGCCACGUCACAUGACAGGGCGGGGUCAGCGCAUGCUGAAGCGCACAGUGCGCAGAAGUCGCCAACUGUCUGCAGAGUCAAUAGCUAAAGACCUCCAAACUUGGUGUGGCCUUCAGAUGAGCCCAACAACAGUGCGUAGAGAGCUUCAUGGAAUGGGUUUCCAUGGCCGAGCAGCUGCAUCCAAGCCUUCCAUCACCAAGUGCAAUGCAAGGUGUCGGAUGCCGUGGUGUAAAGCACGCUGCCACUGGACUCUA